Molecule: messenger RNA, 186 nt
Organism: Penicillium manginii
Lineage: Eukaryota; Fungi; Ascomycota; Eurotiomycetes; Eurotiales; Aspergillaceae
Exons: 2
Coding region: 1-186 (61 amino acids)
Source: RefSeq, a predicted model, not a curated record
AUGGAGACAUUCAGCUUAUUUGGUGAUCUCAGGCUCGAGGACCCCACAGUUUGCUUGACAGAGGAGCGUCAGCUGGAGCUGGAAAGUCUCAUGCCUCUGAUUGAAGCGCUGGAAUCCAGGACCGAAGAUACGGCCAGACAUUUGACAUGGCUCCUGGGUUUGGCCAAAAGCCAGGCCCAGGUCUAA